AUGCGUGCCAUUGUUUCCGAUCUUCAACGAGCUGUGUUUCAAGUAGCAGAUGAACGUUUAGUUGCGGUAGCUAAUAUUGUUCGCGUCGACAGUAAAAAAUGUCGGAAGCCAACAUUUCUUUGCUUAGCUGUGACCACGGACCAACCAAUAGCUGUGCGUCUAUAUUUUGUCAGAAAUGAAAAGGAAGGCUGUUAUAAAAAGAAAAGACAGUUCGCACUUCGAGAUGUAAAGACGGUUGAUGGCAUUAAUCCGCGGAAGUUGACAGCGGAAUUUGAUUUGGUCGUUGACGAUCGCUUGUUCAGGUUUUGUGCUUUCACAACUGAAGAGAAGGAUUCAUUCAUCAAGCAACUGUAUAAGUUUGCUAAUAAGUAUCUCCCGGUACAGAAACCAGAUUUUGUAAACAUUCCGAUUCCUGUCGAAACACCGCACAUAGCCGUUAUAGCAGAACAUGUUGAUGGUGACACCGAUGAAGGGUUAGUUGAUUAUCAGCCAAUAUCUGCUAAAGAAGAAGUUGAUUUUCGCCGCUUACUUGCACGUGCCAAUCUUACGAUCGGUGAAGCGGAUAAAUUUGCCGCAGUGCUUACAUCACAGCUUCAGCUUUUGGAUGGCGCUAACAUACAGUCUAUUAUGGAUAGUGAAGCCGCCGUCAAUGAACUUAUUGGACUUGUUGAAGAUGCCCUUGAAGAAGUUGAUUUCUUGGAUAAAGAGCUUGACAACUUUGAUCAGUUACUUUAUCAUGUACGCGAUAGUGUUGAAUUAAUCGAAGAAAAAGAUAGCCUUGGAUGUGUUGAACGAAAAAAUACUCGAAUCUUAAAAGAUUUUUUGUCGGAAUUGGUGACGACUGUAGAUAUUGUUAGUGAAGAUCAUAUCCGUGCAUUACAGAGUGCAAACUUAUCCGAUCCUAUAAGCAUAAGUCGAUGUUGUGCUGCAGCUCGUGCUUUGCAAGCUUAUUCAGCAGCUAAAGUUAAUCCUUCAAUUCAUUUAAUGGUUUCAUAUAAAGAAAGAACUGAACAGUUAAAUCACUUAACUGAUCGUUUCAUCGAGAAACUGAUAGCACAUAUGUCCGCAUUAUUCUCAAAUUUGAACGAUUUAAUGGAAGUAUCAGAUUGGCAUGAAAUUGCAGUACAAAAGCAGUCGGAAAGAUUCCACGCCCUUCGACCAUUUUCUGAUUUGAUGGGAUGGUUGAAAUCAGUUAGACCAUCUGUAUAUCAAACACUCAUACAGAGGUAUGUGCAAAACACAAAGUUGAUAUACAAGAAGGAGUUUGAGCGGUUUUUUGAAGGUGUAAAUGGUGAACUAAGUAAAAUCGCCGAUUUCGAACGCAGAACUACUCUUCGAGGCUCUGAGACAAUGAAAUCUAUAGCCGAAAAGUCCUUACAUGCUGAAAGUAAGGUCGACUCGAAGGAAGUCAUCAGAUUGGUUGAAGUCGUUUUGGGUGAGAUUGGUCCAGUAGUUGAGUCGGAACAGAAGUUUUGUACAAGAUUUUUCCAUAUGGCUGCUGAUCUUUUGGUUGCAUUAGAAACCCAGUCGACAUCAAGCGGGGAUAGCGGUAUCAUGGGCAAAAAUGUUGAAAAACAAGUCACCGAUCAGGUACGUGCCAUUUUGUCGCCAUUGUUCGAGUCUUUACAUGAUCAUUUCGAUAAAUUCAUCAAGUCCUGUUGUCAGUUGCAACAACCAUUCGUAUUUGUGUUGUUUGUAUUUUUAUCGAACAAAGCACCUUUGUUGCAAGAUGCGUCAUCGUAUUUUUCUGUGAUGGUUUUUGGACGUCUGGUUGUGCUGGUUAAAAGACAAAUGGAUGCAUAUUUGGAUAGUAAAUCUUACCAACUUGCUGAGAUCAAAUUUUCAAAACGAGUACGGAUUGGUAUUCUGGAAAGUGUUUAUCAAUUUGUGAAACUGGCUCGUAUAGCAGAAGCAGCCUUUGUUGGAACUGAACGUCGUGCUGACCUAGAUCGGUGGUAUAUACAGCUUAUAACUUCCUUGAAAGAUGGGAUCGAAUGUGCUGCUAUAUCGCCAUUUUCGAAAUCACCAGCUGCAGUUGUUCGAUUUGAAAAUUAUCAUCAUUUGUAUUCUAUUUUAUCGGAACUUAAAAUCGAUUGUUUGGAUUGGCAAAGAAAAGAAGCAAAAAAAGCAUAUCAAGAUAAUAUACAAAUUUAUGUGAAGGAAUUAAUGGAAAGAUCACUUGAGAAAAUGCAUCAUUUUUUCGAAUCAAUAGAAAAUCUUAUUCGACAAGGAGUCAAACCGGAGGAAGUGGCAUUUCACCAACAAUUUAGUCGCUUAGAAUUGAAAAAGGUAAUAUCACUUUAUCCUGAAAAGGAAAUAAAGAAAGGACUGGAGCAAUUAUACAAAAAGAUAGAAAAACAUCUGACUGAUGAUUCGCCACUGCUACAAGUUGUUUGGAGAAAUAUGCAAGAUGAAUUUCUCAAACAACUGAAGCAUUACAAUGAAGUGAUGGGACAGUGUUAUCCAAAUUCACGAAUCGAUCUUGAAAUAUCUAUCCAAGAUGUCCUCAGUUAUUUUUCCCAGUUUGCUAUGCAGCAUUGA
Molecule: messenger RNA, 2541 nt
Organism: Brugia malayi
Lineage: Eukaryota; Metazoa; Nematoda; Chromadorea; Rhabditida; Onchocercidae
Gene: Bma-sec-3
Exons: 18
Coding region: 1-2541 (846 amino acids)
Biological process (GO): exocytosis; Golgi to plasma membrane transport
Cellular component (GO): plasma membrane; exocyst
Molecular function (GO): phosphatidylinositol-4,5-bisphosphate binding
Source: RefSeq, a predicted model, not a curated record